AUGAGUGCAGAUGUUAAAAAUUACAUUAAAUCCUGCAUUAAAUGUUUACAACACAACCCCAUCAGACGAAAACUGGAUGGACAGUUGAAACCAAUCAAACCUCCAAAUGGAAUAUGGGAAUUACUGUUAAUGGACUUCCACGGACCAAUAGCACCGAUGACACACCAUGGACAUAAAUACAUUAUUGCAAUAACCGACGUUUUAUCCAAAUUCGUGGUUACGCGAGCUACACGUGACUGUUCCGCGCAAACGGUGGUGCGAUUCAUCAAGGAAGAUGUUAUUUGCAAAUAUGGCACACCACGUUGCAUAUUAACGGACAAUGGAAGUCAUUUUACCUCCGCAAUGACGAACAAUUUAUUACAACAAGCUGGUAUUACCCACUUAUACUCCACUCCCUACCAUCCACAAACCAAUGGUCAAGUGGAGCGAUACAACUCAACAAUGGAUGCAAAAAUAGCUGCAUUAUCCAAUCAACAAAAAACGGAUUGGGACGAGCAACUGCCGUUUGUUACAUUUAAUCAUAAUGCCACCGUUCAUUCAACCACCAAACAAAUCCCGUUUGAAAUGGUAUUUGGUAGAGCACCAAAGUUACCAUUUGAUAGGCAAUCAGAAGUAGUCUCGCUCGAACAACAUCCAGAGCACAUUACAAAAUUAAAACAAUAUAUAUCAUCAUUAGAAAACGAAGCCAUGAAGAACAUCAUAAAAACUCAACAACAAUCGAAAAAACGUUACGAUUUACAUCGAUCGAAUCCAGUAUACAACUUAGGUGAUUUGGUUUUAGUCAAAACAAUAAAUAAUAGACGAAAACUUGAUGUUCGCUAUGAAGGUCCGUUUAAAAUCGCUCAACGAUUGGCUGACAAAACAUAUAUAGUGCAACACAUCAAAAAACCAACUUUGACAAAACAAAUCACCGUCGAUUCCAUCAUACCAAUAUUCGAACGUCUAAAUAUCAGUUAA
Didymodactylos carnosus is the source of this 957-nucleotide messenger RNA. The record is from the annotation of a GenBank genome assembly. Lineage: Eukaryota; Metazoa; Rotifera; Eurotatoria; Philodinida; Philodinidae.